Zingiber officinale is the source of this 2560-nucleotide messenger RNA. RefSeq names its product transcription initiation factor TFIID subunit 8-like. Gene Ontology annotation, cellular component: transcription factor TFIID complex. Gene Ontology annotation, molecular function: protein heterodimerization activity. The transcript is spliced from 2 exons. Lineage: Eukaryota; Viridiplantae; Streptophyta; Magnoliopsida; Zingiberales; Zingiberaceae. Bases 419 to 1510 code for a protein of 363 amino acids. The record is from RefSeq and is a predicted model, not a curated record.
UGUUUUCCUUCGAUAUCAUCCUCUGAAGACCCUCGACUUCGAUAAAUAUCUAGAGAACCACGAGUCUCUCUCCCUCUCCGAUCGUCUCUCAAACUCUAGGGUUUAUGAAUCCAAGGUCUUGUUGAUCGGCCUCGUCAACGCACAAUUUCUAAAGCUUGUCCGAUAUUGGAGGAACUCUUGUUAGCUGCAGAGGUGACCCUCAAGUCUAGCACCGGAUUCAAGUACUCUUCUUGGCUUCGCACUGCGCUUCUUGGUCGAGAAGCUACUGAAAUCGACAACUUUUUAGGUUUUCAGAGAAGUCUGUUACAAAUUUGCAAAUCGCGCACGCUUUUCGGCAUGUUUUGAACAGUGAAUGGGUAGGUCGUGGUUGUAAUCGGUGAAGACUUGAUUUUGUAGCUGAUGAUUUGAUCGAUUGAAUAUGAGCUAUGGGGAAGAGGCGAGUGGAAGAAAUCAGCUGACCUGGUCGAAGAGACGGCAGCCUUCGGAAGGUGGGGAUUUUGGCCACUCCGUCGCCAAGGUUGCCGUCGCCAAGAUUUGUGAGACGCAUGGGUUCCACAGUACUCAGCGAUCUGCGAACUACGCCUUCUCCGAUGUCGCUGUUAGAUUCAUCUGCAAGUUAGGCGAAACUGCCAACUUUUAUGCUAAUUUGGCUGGCAGAACGUGUUGCAAUGUCCUUGAUAUAUUACAGGGGUUGGAAGAUUUGGGCUCGUCUUGGGGCUAUCCAGGAGCAUCUGAUUCUCACAGAUGCAUUUUGAGUUCUGGCAUUAUGGGAGAGAUCAUCCAGUUUGUAAACUCAGAAGUGAAUGCCUCAUUUCAGCCACCUAUUGUGAAAUUUCCUAUUUCUCGAAUUCCCAAAUGUACUCCUAGCUUUGCUCAAGUUGGGGAGGUGCCAGUUGGAAAUCACAUUCCUGAUUGGCUUCCUAGGUUCCCUGAUGAUGCUAACACAUAUAGCUGUAUGGAGGUUUGCAACAAGAAGAUCACUGACACUAAAGAUGACUAUGUCAAUCGAGUAAGAAAGCGGAGGAAACCAGGGAGAUCUUUGUUGAGCUUACAGAAGCAGCUUGGUUUCAAUGUCUCAGCUAGGUUUCAGCUGACCAACGAUGGUGAUCUUAGGAAGGGUAAGAGAGUGGCUGGUAACAAUCCAUUUCUGAAUCCGCCUUUUUUAUACAACGAGAAAGAGGUAUCUGAGGUUGUUAUUCCACGAGAAGUAGAAUCUGUCAAGAGGUCAGUGGAAUUUGAGACUUUUGUUCCUGAGUUAGAGACAUCUAAAGUUGGAUCUCUUGAUUUCAAUGAUAGUGAAAAAAGUAUCCUCCCUUGUAACAGGCCUGCAAUUCGUUUCAAGAUUGGAGUUGACAAAAUAUCUAUAGCAACACUACUCUCCACUAAUAUGUUAGAUACUAAAAGGAAUUCAUUGUUUAUGAUGGAUGAUGAGAAAUAUGACAAGAAAAAGAGAGAGGAGAAUAUACUAGAGGAAGUUCUUGAUAAACCUCAUUAUCUUACCCAGCUUUAAACUGCAGUUCUCAAGGAUGAGUUACAAUAAUUUGCUUGUACACUAGAAAACUUGGCAGACAAAUUGGCCUUCUAACAGAUUAGCUGGCGAAAGUCCAAGAUCUUCAUUAGCUGAGAGCUACUUUAUUUAGGUUUGAACUUUCAUUUUUAAUCUAUGAAUAAUCACUCAUGUAUCAUUAUUUUGAAAUCUGUAUACUAUAAAGUCCAAGAUCUUUUCUGAUUUCAAAGAAGAAACAGAACUCCUGAGGCACCAAGUAAACAUAUAUGUGAAUUUGUUAUUUCACGUCUGCACUGAUACAUAUAUAUCUAAUGAUGCAUUGCUAUUUGAGUCAGAUGCUUGUCAAAUUUUUAGUUCUACAUUGCCUCAUGUAGAAGAUGCAGUUAUCCAUUUGAUAUAACAGAAAAGUUAGGCAAGUACUAUAAAGACCAGAAUGUGAGUAUUCCUUCUUUUGUGCCAACUCCAUGCUGCUUGCAGUCAGGAAUGCAGGAUAUGACAUCAACCAGUUCUUGCUGCAGCAAGGGCCACUUGCAAUUCUAGAAUUGACAGCAAACUUCAAUUCUGUCACUUAUUUGCAUUGCUGAUUAUGCAGAGAGUUUGGUAUCUGAUUUAGUCGUGUCAAGGUCAAGGUAGAUUCAUCCACCUUUGUCUUUAAAAAUCAUUGUGAAGAGGCAUUUAGUUAAUUAUUUUGAUUCCCUAAUAUAAAUGGAUGGAUUGAGAAUGGAGACAAUGAACUUUGAGUUUGUGUAAAUUACAGGAUGAUGCUUUGGCUGAAGACUAAUGACUGGUAAUGAAAAAUGACAGUUCACUUUACUGGGUAGCUGAUUGUUCACUCUGUCCAGACAUCUGCUGAUAGAAUUCACAUGUCAAUCCAGGCAAGUUGUGAUUUCUAGGCUGAAGAUGUACAGUCAUGAUAGGGGAUAGUAAAAAUACCAGAUGAUUUAGAUUAAAUUUUACACCUUAGAGCUUAUUCUUCUUUCAUGAAUUAUCUCAAAGUUGUAAUGUUGUGUGAAAUAUUUAUUUUAUUGCUAAUUUUAAUAUUGUUAAUAUAUA